Rosa chinensis is the source of this 1338-nucleotide messenger RNA. Its product is annotated as putative receptor-like protein kinase At3g47110. Bases 404 to 1018 code for a protein of 204 amino acids. NCBI's taxonomy places the organism in Eukaryota, Viridiplantae, Streptophyta, Magnoliopsida, Rosales, Rosaceae. The transcript is spliced from 3 exons. The record is from RefSeq and is a predicted model, not a curated record.
AUGAGAUUAGCACCUUGAAUCAGCUAGAAAUGUUGUUUGUGCAAGAAAAUGCCUUAAAGGGGCCUAUUCCUAUGGGUGUCUUCAAUAUGUCAUCUUUGACUGUUGUAACUUUCUAUGGAAACAACUUGAAUGGUAGAAUCCUGACAAAAUUUGUCAACAUCUUCCAAAUAUUCAAGAGUUGGAUUUAGCUAUCAAUCAGUUUGAUGGUCCACUUCCUUCCAAGUUAUGGCAAUGCAAACAAUUUCUUUUAUUAGACUUGGGGGAGAACAAGUUUAGUGGAAGAAUACCCAAAUAUAUUGGGAACUUAACCCAGAUAAAGAGGAUUGAGCUUGACACCAACAGGUUAACAGGUACUAUACCAUAUGAAUUUGGUUAUCUUCCAAAUUUAGAGGGGUUGUCGCUCAUGGAUAAUAAUCUAAAUGGUCAUAUCCCAUCCUCAAUCUUCAAUAUCUCCACAAUAACAAAAUUAUAUCUCGGCAUCAAUCAGCUUUCAGGUAGCCUCCCAGCAAACAUAGGCCUUGGGCUUCCAAACGUAGAACAAUUUCAAGUAGCAGCGAAUCACCUCAGUGGAGUAAUCCCCAAAUCCAUCUCCAAUGCUUCUGAGCUUCAGCUUCUAGAACUGGGAGAGUACGGAAUGGAAGGAAUAGUGAGCAAAAGAGGGGACGUGUAUGGUUUUGGUAUUGUAGUAAUGGAAACAUUCACAAGAAGGAAGCUGAUCGAUGAGAUCUUCAUUGGGGAAAUGAGAAUAAAUCAAUGGGUUGAAAAUUUCCUAGUUGCAGAUGCGAUAGUUGAAGUUGUGGAUGCUACCUUACUUGGAACUGAGGAGGAUCAUGACUUCGUGAGCAAGAGGGAGUGCUUAUCAUCUAUUAUGAGAUUAGCUGUUGCUUGUUCAGCAGAAUCACCAGAAGAGAGGAUAAACAUGCAAGAGGCUCUAGCCAUACUUAAAACAAUCAAGAUCAAGUUUUCAAAGAACUCUGCUGCAAGAGGUGUGGUGUUGAACCGUCGUUCUGUUUCGUAACCCCUUAAUUAAUGUGUCGAUAUAUCUUGGCAUGGCAUUUGAUUCAGUACGUAAUUAUGUAAUUGUUUGGCAAUGUGGUUCUGACUCAUUUGGUUGGUAAUUCACUCUACUACUAUGUAUUCAAAAAUAACUUCCAUCUAGCUCUUUCCCACUUUGUAGUUUCUGUGUUUUUCUGCUUUGAGGCUAGCUGUUUUAAGUUCUUAAUGUACUUAUCAUGGUAGAGUAUGCCUAGGAUUUAUAUGAGGUGUCAGUAUGUUGUACUCCAAUCAUUCUUAUAUUCCGUUGUUGUGUCACCACAGCAAUCUAUUCAUGUAAUGCAG